Molecule: messenger RNA, 1557 nt
Organism: Uranotaenia lowii
Lineage: Eukaryota; Metazoa; Arthropoda; Insecta; Diptera; Culicidae
Gene: Msr-110
Exons: 2
Coding region: 16-915 (299 amino acids)
Source: RefSeq, a predicted model, not a curated record
UAAUCUAACUGAUAAAUGUACAUUUUUUUCAGGAACGAAAAUGCCGAGCCCGUCCGCCAGGUCCUGAUUCCCAUCCCACCAGUUCGCUCGUUCGGUCCGAUCACUCAUCUUCCGCAACAGAUGCCCCCGCAGACCAUCAUCCGCCAAAUGCACCGACCAAUCUUCCCGAUCCCGCUGAUGAGCCACCGACAGCAAAUCCCAAUCCCAGCCCAGAUGAUGCAAGCUCCCCACCAGGAAACCCCAAUGCUCCGCCCUAACUUCCAGGCUCCUCCCCAACCCAUGAUGACCCCCCAAUCUCUGCAACAAUCGGAACAGCCCCAGCAAACUUUCCCCCAACAGAUGCAACCACCACGUGCCGAAGUUCGCAUCCAAUUCCAACGUAUCCCAAUCCCAGAAGCCAUCCGUUCCUUCCUGCCCCCGCAAAUCCUUCGCGGAAACCCGGAACAACCGGAAGUCCAAAUCCGUGAAAUCCCCCAGGAAAUGGUCGCUCAGAAGCUGGGACUCUCGGCCGAUGAACUGAAGGACAUCCACGAAAUCACCGCCCAGAAGUUUACUGAACAUCUAAAGCAACUGAUCGGCGAGAUGACCGAUUCGGACGAAAGCGACGAGGAAUCCGAUUCGUACCGGACAACCCCUGCUCAGGAACCCGCCUCGCAGCAUUCCGAGGAACGGGAACUCCAGGAACAGCAGCCACCCCGCCCACCACAAACCCAGGAAGCUCAGGAUGAAGCCAUGGCGGCCCCUCCCCAGAACCCAGCCCUUGUUGAAUCGCAGAUCCUGCCCAUGGGACGAUCCCAGUAUGCCCGCUCCCUGGUCAACCCGAUCAAUCUGCCCGGCAAGGUGGUGGAAUCCAGCGUCCAGAUUUCGGACGAGGAACCCGAACGCCGACACUUUGUCCAGCCACGAUCGGUCUAAAUGAGAGGAAGCAGCCAGAAAGAGGCCAGCAAGAAGGAUGUGCUUAGCGCAGCAGCACAUGUGCUCACGAUGUGAUUGUAAAUUGUUGUGAAGAAAAAAAAAAGAAUGAUUUUUAUUAAGUUAAUCAAACCACAAACAAACUGAGAAAAAAAGAGCAAAAGUUUCAAUAGCAGUCGAUGAAAGAAGGAACAGGACAAAUGUUUCAAGAGUAUUAAAACACCCUGCGUACAAACGCAAUUUUCACAAUCGAAAGAGGAGAACAAGGUAAUCUCAUACUGAUUUGUUAAAUUUUUUUUAGAGUUGUAAAUAUGGAAGCAAUCUAGUAGGUUCAACAAACAAACAACCCAAAAGUCAUGAAAGAUGUCAGUGUAAUCGGUAACAAGAAAAGAGAAGAAAAAAGAGAGUAUCAAACGAAAACGGUAUUAACUGAAUGGUUUCUUAAUUAGUAAAGCGUAGUGAAUAGUUUUUAAAAACGAAACAAGAACAGAGAGCAAUAAAAAUAAGCGAUCGAAAUUUUAGCUACCUAAACCUUAUUGUAUUAACAACACACAACGUUCUACCGGAAUCCCGUUCUGUAAGGCCUACAAAAUUUUAAUUAUUUGAAAUCAUUUCAAUAAAGAUGUUUUACUAAUUGUAAGAAAA